AUGAUGGCAAUCGCUAUUGAAGCCCUCAUCAAGAUCGCCUUGAUGCUGUUCGUCGUGAUGACGGCCGCGGCCUACUUGGUGUUGGUCGAACGCUGGAUGUGUGCCUGGAUGCAAGGUCGCAUCGGGCCCAACCGCGUGGGCAUUCCCUUUACAAAGAUCCGUCUGUUCGGGCUCGGGCAGCCGUUGGCCGACGGGUUGAAGUUCAUCGCCAAGCAAGAGUACACCCCCAAACACGUCGACAAGGCGUUGUUCCUUUUGGCUCCCAUCGUCAUUCUCACGUCGGCGUUGGCCGUGUUUGCGGUCAUUCCCGUGGGUAGCAUGCUUCCGGCAAGUGCCUCGUUCGGGCUUACCGAUCACGAGAUUCCGCUGGUGAUUGCCCCCGGCGUAAGUGUGGGCAUUCUGUACGUCUUCGCCCUCAGCAGCCUGGCUGUUUACGGCGUGAUUCUCGGCGGCUGGGCCAGCAACAACAAAUACAGCUUCAUCGGUGGGUUGCGCUCGAGUGCCCAAUUAAUUGCCUACGAACUCCCCCUGGGCUUGGGCAUCCUCGGCGUGGUGCUGAUGUCGCACUCGCUCGACCUUGCCGAAAUCAUCGAAACCCAGGCGGCCACCGGCGUGUGGUUCUUUGCCGUGCAACCGUUGGGCUUCUUGGUGUUUCUCGUGGCGGCCUUCGCCGAAGCGGCCCGACUGCCGUUCGACUUACCCGAGGCCGAACAGGAACUGGUCGGCGGUUAUCACACCGAGUAUUCCGGCAUCAAGCUGUUGAUGUACUUGGUGGCCGAAUUCCUGCACAUGGUUACGGCGGCCUUCCUCAUUGUCAUCCUGUUCUUUGGCGGUUGGCACUUCUGGGGCAUCACCGGCGGUAACGCCACCGAUGUUACCUGGUUCCAGGGCAUCGCUCGCAUUGCGGUGCUACUGACUAAAGUGAUGGCCGUGAUUCUGUUCUUCAUGCUGGUCCGCUGGUCGUGGCCACGAUUCCGCUUCGAUCAACUGAUGACGCUCGCCUGGAAGGUGAUGCUACCCCUGGGCAUGUUGAACCUCGUGAUGGUGGCCGUACUGGUUGAGUAUCGCCAACCGCUGGAAUCGAUGCUGGGCUCCGGCACCACUUGGAAGCUGGCCGCAAUUACCUGGAGCGUGUCGCUCGCCGCCGUGCUGAUUGCCACGGCCGUCUCGCCACCCCGGGGCGAUAACCGUCCACGACUGUACGCCGUGCCCGAUAGUACGAUGUAUCUGCCGCUGGUGUUGCAAGGGCUGACCACCACAACCAAACACCUGUUCUCGAAGAAGGUCACGCAGAGCUUCCCCGAACAACGCCCGAAGUUUGGCAACCCCUUGAUCUACCGUGGCGUGCAUCGCCUGAAUCGCGACAGCGAAGGUCGAGUGAAGUGCGUGGCUUGCUUCUUAUGUGCGACGGCCUGCCCGGCACAUUGCAUCGAUAUUCUGGCCGCAGAAAGUCCCUGGCCCGACCGUGAGAAGUAUCCCGAGAACUUCGUCAUCGACGAACUGCGGUGCAUCUUCUGUGGCAUGUGCGAAGAGGCUUGCCCCGUGGACGCCAUCGAACUCACCAGCUUGUUCGACCUGACGGGCCGCAGCCGCGAAGAAAUGAUUUUUGAUAAGGAAAAACUUCUCAGCCCCUCAAUGAACUCCAUCAUCAUCUUCUAUAGCAUCGCGUCGCUGUUGAUUGCCGUCGGUCUGUGGCUGAUGUUGCCUCGCGGUGGAUUACGCAGCCCUUGGAUUGGCGUGGUGUUGGCCCUCAUCGGCGCCGGGAUGCUCGCAUCGCGGGUGCCCAUGGUCGAGUCGUGGCUCACCCGCAGCGUGUUUCAAAUUCUGGCCGGCGUAACGAUUGCUUCGGCGGUCGCUACGGUUACCUGUCGCAAGCCGGUUUACUCGGCCAUUUGGUUUGCCCUAACGCUGCUCACCUCGGGCGGGUUAUUGUUCGUGCACGGUGCCCAGUUCUUGGGGGUGGCCACCGUGGUGGUCUACGCCGGGGCAAUUCUGGUCACGUUCUUGUUCGUCAUCAUGUUGGCCCAGCCCGAGGGGCACGCCUACUACGAUCGCGUGACCUGGGAAGGAAACCUCGCCGCCCUCACCGGGGCGAUCAUGGUUGGCUUGCUUACGAUGGUGAUCUCCGUCGAACUCACUCCAGCUUCGGCCGAUAUCGACUUGGAGAAUGACGAAACCGUCGCGCUGGCUCAGGCCACCGAUGCCAAUCCUCCACCCCCGACAGAGUCGCCCGCCACAGAACCGCCCGCCGGGGCGACUGAGGCCGAGCAGCAAGUGUAUCCUCGCAUGAAAGAACUCCGAGAGGGCGUCCUGACCGACGAUCACAUGGCGAAGCUGGGGGCACAGCUAUUCACCCGGCACCUGUUGGCCGUCGAAAUAGCAGGCACCUUGUUACUCAUGGCCCUGGUUGGUGCGGUGGCGAUUGUAGUGCACGGACGCGGCCCACUCAGACGCAGCAAUGUUCCCGUGGGAGUGGUCCAGAACCAUCAAGCGGCAAAUAACCAACGGGGGGAGCGGUAA
Molecule: messenger RNA, 2520 nt
Organism: Cladocopium goreaui
Lineage: Eukaryota; Dinophyceae; Suessiales; Symbiodiniaceae
Source: the annotation of a GenBank genome assembly